Messenger RNA from Prorocentrum cordatum, 822 nucleotides. NCBI's taxonomy places the organism in Eukaryota, Dinophyceae, Prorocentrales, Prorocentraceae. The record is from the annotation of a GenBank genome assembly.
UGCCCGCGGCCUGGCCCGAGAGCAGCUGCCCGCACCCGCUCGAGGAGAUCCAGGCGCCCAAGGCCCGCCCAGCCGCGGGGCGCAGCCAUGUCGCCGCAUGUGCCGAAGCCCGCCGCUCCGCGGGGCGACGACCCCGCGCUGAUAGCCGUGGCCAAGCUCCUCGCGGACUGCGGCCUCCAGAGGGCGGCGGACGCGCUCCGCGAGGACCUCGCGCGGCCCGAGGACGAGCGCGAGGGCGCGGCCGAGGAGGCGCUGCGGGGGGAGGCCAUCGCCUCGCGGCUCCAGGAGCUCGCGGCCGCGUUGGCGCCGCGGGGCGCCGCUGAGUGCCGUCCAGAGCCGUCGGAGUGCGGCGGCUCGUCCUGCCAUGUCGGCGGGCCAGUGCCGUCGUCGACGUGCGGCAGCAGCGCGGACCUGCGGGUCGAGGACCCGCUGACCGGGGCCGGCUCUGGGCUACAGAGCGAGGACCUGUUCUUCUCGCUCACGCAAGUGGAAGACUUCCACUCUGGCGACGAGGAUGCGGCCGUGACGCGUUUCGUGCAGUUUGUCUUCGCCGCCGUGGCGGUCAUGAUGAUGGUGACUUGCUGCGGGAGGUGCAGCGACGAGGGCGCGGGCGCCUCGGAGCUGCGGCGCAUGGAGCGCCUAGAGUCGCGCGGCAGACAGGUGAUGUUCGGCCUCCACGGCCGGGGGCAGGGCGCCAGACCGCAGGCCGGGGAGAUCGAGGCCUGCGGCCAGGUGGCCGACUUACCCGCGAGGAGGCCCCCGCCGGGGACCUACGCACCGCUGGCGAAGAAGAUGGGGAGCAACAACGGGCAGCUGGACUGA